This is a messenger RNA of Perognathus longimembris pacificus (Pacific pocket mouse), 960 nucleotides long. Its product is annotated as zinc finger protein 786-like. The record is from RefSeq and is a predicted model, not a curated record. The coding region runs from base 1 to 960 and encodes 319 amino acids. Gene Ontology annotation, cellular component: nucleus. Gene Ontology annotation, biological process: regulation of transcription by RNA polymerase II. The transcript has 7 exons. Gene Ontology annotation, molecular function: DNA-binding transcription factor activity, RNA polymerase II-specific; RNA polymerase II transcription regulatory region sequence-specific DNA binding. Lineage: Eukaryota; Metazoa; Chordata; Mammalia; Rodentia; Heteromyidae.
AUGCUGGCCAGCAGGUUCCAUGUGAGUGGCUAUCCCACCAUCAAGAUCCUGAAGAAGGGGCAGGCGGUGGACUACGAGGGCGCCAGGACCCAGACCGGAGAGCUACCUUCAGCAUUCCAUGCCACUCAAGACCCAGAGCACAGGACCAGGACCAUGUUACCACUGACUUUUGAGGACGUGGCCAUUUAUCUCUCAGAGCCAGAAUUCCAGCAUAUGCAGACUUGGCAGAAGAUGGUCUACAAGGGCACCCGCAGGAUCCAGAAGUUUCUAUGUCACAAGUUCUCCAGGUUCCCCAGGCGCCGCUGCAGCAGCCCAUACUCCUGCACCAGGAUCCGCAAUGCAUACUACCUUGCAUCAUACCAUGGGACAUGUGCCCAGUUGGAAGUGCGCUUCAGCCUGGGGACCCAGCUGCACAUCCACCAGCGCAAGCACAGAGACCCCAGGCGCUUCCCCUGCAGUGAGUGCAGACUCGCCUUUCCCUAUCGGUGCCGCCUCAAGAAGCACCUGUGCCUGCACAGCGGGGAGAGGCCUUUCCAGUGCCCCAAGAGCUUCUGCCUCAAGGGUACCCUGCGAAUACACCAGAUGCACAGCACGCAGAAGCCCUUCCCCUGCAGCCAGUGCGGCAAGAGCUUCAUUCGGCAGGCCCAUCUCACCAGGCACCUCAGCCUGCACAGUGGAGAGACGCAUGUGCAGUGUUCCAUCUGUGGCAAGAGCUUCCGAGCCAAGGCUGACAUGAAGACAUACCAGCUGCUGCACGGAGGGGAGAUGCCGUUCUCCUGCAAGUGCGGCAAGGGCUUCGCCAAGCGCUUCAAGCUGGUGGAACACAUUAGGACUCACAUCGGCAAGAAGCCUUUCCAGUGUCCCAAGUGCAACAAGGCUUUCCACUUGAAGACACAGCUGGUCGGCCACCAACGGGUACACACUGGGGAGAGACCUAAGUCCGACUCACUGUCCAUGUGA